Molecule: messenger RNA, 1047 nt
Organism: Ostertagia ostertagi
Lineage: Eukaryota; Metazoa; Nematoda; Chromadorea; Rhabditida; Trichostrongylidae
Source: the annotation of a GenBank genome assembly
AUGAAUUUUCUGCUGGACUAUUAUCAGAUCCUUGAAGUGGCUCCCGACGCUUCCUUCCAGGUGAUCCGGGCGGCUUACCGGCGGCUUGCGUAUUUGCAUCACCCCGAUAGAAACCCCGACCAUCCUGAUGCCGAAGAGCAACUGAAGAUCAUCAACGAAGCUUACGAAGUAUUGUCCGAUGAUUUUGCCCGCAGUGCUUAUGAUGAAAGCCGGAAACUACAGCAGGAAGCGGAAAAGGAAGCACAGGCCGUAGCCAGGGUUAGCAAUAUCAAGCAGCACAAUAAGAAGAAAAGCACAACUACGCGUAUAAUCAAAGAGGAGCGUAAGGUUUAUGUGCAGGGCAGGAUCAUUAUAAAAUACACCGGCGAGCGGGUGCCGGAAAAAGGUGCUUCUAUACCAGCAGCAGAUGCGGCCUACCUCAUACAGCCUACCCGUGCACAUGUCUUCAUACAACAAAAAGAUAUUCUCCGCACCGAACAAAAUAUCGCUGCCGAUUUUCAACGCGUUUAUAAAGAGACCGAUUUGUUUGGCACGCCUGUCCAACAACCCGUUCAUUGCACCAUCACCGGAGAAGACGGCGUGGAAGAAGAUUAUGAGCUGGAGCUAAAAGAUAUACGGGUAGCGGAGCCGGUCAUUACCCAUGCACAGAAAGAAGAAGAUCAGUCAUUUGGUACCCUGGAGGGAAUCCUGUAUGCCUAUAUCCCGCAGGUCAAAGAGAUUGUCUUAGCCGUCAACGAUACCCAAUGUUUCGGGGAGACGGGCCAGGUGUCUUUUAAAGAAGAAGGCGGCCGGCGUUUUAUCCGUAAAGAGCUUUAUCAUACGGAUUGCAGUACCUACUGGGGGCCUUGGCUGGAUGUAUUGGCUUCCGAUGUAAACCGGUCUGAGCGCAGGCAUCAGGGUAUGCAAACGGCCAUUAACGGAGCCGAAGAUAUCACCCGCGUUUAUCAGCAACUGCGCUCUGCUGACAGUGCCGGGCUGAGCCGCGUUUACCAGGCUUUUGAUAAACUUCUCUGUGAGGUAUUACCUGAUACUGGAUGGCGCCUGUAA